AUGGGAGAAACAUGGAAAACACAAAUAUUAGAUCGAAUUAAGCAAAGAAAUAUAAAUCAAAAUGAAAUAUAUGAAAAUAUAUUAUCUUCUUAUAAUUUGUUAGUUGAAGAAAAAAACAAAUUGUUGGCAAUUAUUGCAUCAUUAACAUCAGAUAACAUUUAUAUACGAAAUAAUAAAAAUGUAAAACCUUUAUCACAUGAACAUGAUCAUAUAACAAACCCAAAUAAUAAUAAUAAUAAUAAUAAUAAUAUGAAUAAUAACAAUAUGAAUAACGAUUUCAGUUAUUCUCAUAUUGCCAAUUUAUUAAAUUUUUCUAAAAAAUAUACAAAUAUUUCAUCAUAUAAUAAAAAUUUGGAUAAUUAUGAAAAUAUAAUUAAUACAGAAGAUUUAUUAGAAGCUGUUAGAGAACGAAAAAAAAACGAAGAAAUUAUUUAUAUUCUCAAAAAUAAAUUAAAUGAAAAAGAAAAACUUUUAAAUCAUUUAACAAAAGAAAAAAAAGUAUUAAAUAAUUGUAUCAUUAAAAAAGACGAAGAAUUAUUUAAAAAUAAAAAACAACUAUCAAUAUUAGAAAAUAUUUUAAAUAGAAAAAAACACGAAAUAAAAUUAUAUGCAAAUAAUAACAAAUCUUUAAAAUAUAAAAUUCAGUUAAAAGAAAGACAAAACAUAAAACUUGUUAGAGAAUAUGAUUAUUUAAAAUUUACAUAUUUCAAAUUACUAAAACAAAUAUAUGAAAUAAAAAAUUAUACAAAAAAUAUGGAUAAAGAAUAUUUAUCACUAAGAAAUGAACUACUUAAAAAAAAAAUACAAAAUGAAAAUCUUCUUAAAUAUUUGUCAACAUCAAAAACACUCUACAAAAAUCAAUUAAAAGAAAUACAAAAAAUACUAAUCAAAAAUAAAACAAAAAUAAAAUCAAAUAAACACACAAAAGAUAAAUUUAUUUUUUUUAAAAAAUAUAAAUUCUAUGUAUUCCUUUAUUUAAAUAAAUUGCAUUCUGCAAAAAAUAUAAAAGAUAAUACACAAAACAAUAAUUUAUGUCAUACUACAAAUUCUUUUCUUAUACAUUCAAAUGAUCGUCUUAGUAUUAUUACUCAAAAUAAUUAUAUUAAUCAAGUAGAUCAAAUAUAUGACGGAACAUCAAGCUUUUUAGAUACAUCGAAAUUUCAUAAUUAUUCUUUUGAAACGAUAGAAAAACAUAUCAAAAAUAAAUAUUCUACCUCAAAAGAAAAACAAAAUCAAAAAUUACACAAUCUUAAAAAGAAAUAUGACAUUAUAUUGUCAAAUGAUACGGAUUAUAAUAUCGUUGUAAAUCAGUUCAAAAAAAAAUUAAGAUGA
Messenger RNA from Plasmodium yoelii, 1332 nucleotides. Its product is annotated as conserved protein, unknown function. The transcript has a single exon. The coding region runs from base 1 to 1332 and encodes 443 amino acids. The record is from RefSeq and is a predicted model, not a curated record. NCBI's taxonomy places the organism in Eukaryota, Apicomplexa, Aconoidasida, Haemosporida, Plasmodiidae.